Messenger RNA from Penicillium vulpinum, 1176 nucleotides. RefSeq lists its product as uncharacterized. The transcript has 2 exons. Lineage: Eukaryota; Fungi; Ascomycota; Eurotiomycetes; Eurotiales; Aspergillaceae. The coding region runs from base 1 to 1176 and encodes 391 amino acids. The record is from RefSeq and is a predicted model, not a curated record.
AUGGCGAUCCCUCAGCGUCCACUCUUGAAACCAGCCUUGUAUGUGCUCAGCCUCUUGGGUACUUACCACACUUGGGGCCGCACUAUUGUGGACGGCACAUUAGUCCACCUUUUGCAGGCCCUCCAUGGGGGCAAAGAAUACAUUCUGCCUGGCACGGAUUCUCCACUACGCACGUCUAUUACCGGUAUCUACUGGCCAGUUGACUACCUCCUGGAUAUUCUGAUUGUCUUCUUCUGGGAGGCAGUGGAUGGGUCUCACCCUUCAACCUCAGCCAUUGGCAUCUAUUUUCUCUCCCAGUACUUCAGUAUCCUUACCGGCAUCUAUGUCGAUGGUUUGCGGCUUGGCCAAUCUCGGGCAAUAACCCCGGUGCGAACCAUGUUAUGGCUAUUACUCUUCCAGAUGAUGGCAAUAGCAUGUACCGGUUCUUUCUGGGCUCUCUGGUAUAUCGCUGCUAGUCCAUUGAUUGCGGAGAAUGUUUCAUUGCCAGAGUUGCAGCGAAGGUCGGUGGCCGCGUCCUGGCCACUGCUGCUCGUCUUGCCCAGCCUUGUGGUAGGCUAUGUUCUCCCAGCCGUCGCCAUGGCCCUACCAUCCCCGAAAAUAGUCUCCAAUGACUUUCAGCAGCUGGCACUGGUGACUUGGAAUGUAUUUCCGCUUGGUGUAUUUCUGGUCCACAAGGCCCUUUGGGCGAUCUUCCCCUCAUCCGGGGAUACUAGUAUAUCGGCUAGCGCGCAUCUCAAGGCAAUUCGUAUCCUCAAUGCGAUAUCCAUGCUAGUCAGUUUCACUGUCCAUGUGGCACUGUCUAGCAUGAGUCUGACCACUUUACUCUUCCCGAGCCUAUGGGAGCCAGGAUUCAUCUCGGAGUUCCUCCCAGCCACCCUGGUAAUCCCUCCCGUUUCGUUUACGCAGGGAACCACGGUGGGUCACGGGGUGCGCAGUUUUUUCCUCUGGGACCAGAUUUUUGGGUACAUGGUGGCGAUUCUAGUUGCUUGGCUGCAGCUACGUACUGUUAUAGUUGCCCGGGGGAAUAAGCUGGGGUGGAUGAAGUUGGUGGUCGGGAUUGUUGGGGGUACGGUAAUUGCUGGACCGGGUAGUGUCUGCCUGGCUAUCAAUUGGAUUCGAGACGAAAUUCUGCUAAAUCCAGAAGAUAGUCAGAGAGCAGACCAGAAGAGGGCGUAG